AUGGCGAUUGCUUCUCUCAUCGCCUCCAGGUUCGCCAGGUCCGGCCACGGGCACGCCCUCCCCGCCGCCGCCGCGGCCAUCUCUCAGGCGCCCAGGGCCCAGCACGCCGCAUCUCCGCUGCUCUCCGGCUUCGGACCACUCACUCGCGCCUUCAGCUCAAGGCCUCUAUGGAAGGGAGCGUUCGUCGACGCGUUCCUGCAAAGGAUAAAGAACAAGAGGGAGAACCUCAACGGCAAGAAGAUCUGGUCUCGCAGGUCUUCCAUCCUGCCGGAGUUCGUCGGUUCCACCGUGCUCAUUUACAACGGCAAGACUCACGUCCGCUGCAAGAUCACCGAGGGGAAGGUCGGCCAUAAGCUUGGGGAGUUUGCUUUUACGCGCAGACGGAGGCCCCAUCGGGCCAUUUUGGCGAAGGGCGGUCAAGGAAAGGGGAAGAAGAAGUAA
Molecule: messenger RNA, 441 nt
Organism: Triticum turgidum subsp. durum (durum wheat)
Lineage: Eukaryota; Viridiplantae; Streptophyta; Magnoliopsida; Poales; Poaceae
Source: the annotation of a GenBank genome assembly